Messenger RNA from Populus nigra (black poplar), 1170 nucleotides. RefSeq lists its product as uncharacterized. Lineage: Eukaryota; Viridiplantae; Streptophyta; Magnoliopsida; Malpighiales; Salicaceae. Gene Ontology annotation, molecular function: protein binding. Bases 67 to 1041 code for a protein of 324 amino acids. The transcript is spliced from 5 exons. The record is from RefSeq and is a predicted model, not a curated record.
CAUUUUUAUACACAUAAAAACCAGAACGAAGAGCAAUAAUCAGCAAACACGGCCCCAAGACCAGUCAUGGAAGGAAUGACGGAAGUUAAUGAUCAAGCAGAAAAUACAAGGUCAAUAAGGGAUCUUCCACCUGCUCACUACGCAUUUAAGAUCGAAAACUUCUCCCUACUUUCAAAUACGAAGGUAGACAUCGUCGAAACAGGUGACUUUGAAGUUGACGGCUACAAAUGGAGAUUAUGCCUCCAUCCUAAAGGAAACAAGAAAAGCAAUGGGGAUGGACACAUAUCUCUAUAUUUAGCAUUUUCCAAAUCGAAUGCCCCCCCUCUUGGUUGGGAAGUUAACGUGGACUUCAAGCUGUUUGUUUAUAACCAAAUCCAUGACAAGUACUUGACCAUCCAAGAUGCUAAUGGGAGGGUGAGACGCUUUCAUGGAUUGAAAACAGAAAUGGGUUUUGACCAAUUACUUCCACUGACUCUUUUCAAUGACGAGUCAAAGGGAUAUCUAAUCGAUGACUGUUGCAUAUUUGGAGCUGAGAUUUUUGUUAUAAAACAUACUAGCAAAGGUGAAUGCUUGUCCCUGAUGAAGCAACCUUUCCACAGCUCUUUCACCUGGAGCAUUCAAAACUUUUCAGCACUGGAUCAAGAAUGUUGCAAGUCCCCAGUGUUUGCUACUGGAGGGCACAAAUGGACUCUGCUGGUUUAUCCCAAAGGGAAUUCAACAUUUAAAGGCAAAAGCUUGUCUAUCUUCUUAACCUUGGAGGAUUCUGAAACUCUUCCAUCUGGACGAACAAUGUAUGCAGAAUUCACGCUGCGCGUGAGGGACCAACUUUUCGGAAAACACCUCGAAAAAACUGCUAAUUGCCAUUUUUCUAAUUCAAUCAACGACUGGGGUCACUUUAACUUUAUGUCUCUCGAUGAGCUCAAUACUCUUGCAAAGGGAUUUCUAGUUAAUAAUACUUUGGUUGUUGAGGCACAAAUUCAUGUGCUUACGGUGGUCAAGGAACUCUCCGGGGGCUGUGCUUCUAUGCAUUCCAAGACCUAAUUUGCUAUAUAUUCUCAGAUACCAUUGCAAGUUAAGAACUCGGUAGCAGAAAUUGGCUCUGCUCGUUGUCUGUGACAUAAUUAACUUUAAGCUAAUGUUGUUCACAGUUUAAUACGUAUUUCUGAACAA